Molecule: messenger RNA, 1232 nt
Organism: Lemur catta (Ring-tailed lemur)
Lineage: Eukaryota; Metazoa; Chordata; Mammalia; Primates; Lemuridae
Gene: SIT1
Product: signaling threshold regulating transmembrane adaptor 1
Exons: 5
Coding region: 100-693 (197 amino acids)
Biological process (GO): T cell homeostasis; signal transduction; regulation of T cell activation
Cellular component (GO): plasma membrane
Molecular function (GO): kinase binding
Source: RefSeq, a predicted model, not a curated record
ACCAGUGUCUUUGCCACUACCAGUAUUGGGGAUGCCGAGCUGUGGGAGCCAAGCCCAGGGCAGGGUGGGGGUGAGGGGGGCUGUGGCAGGUGUCAGGCCAUGAACGGGACCUACCCUUGGCUCUGGGCAGUGCUCGUGGACUUGGCUCUCACAUCAGCAGUCAUGAGCGGAGGUUGCAACUGCACGGAUCUACCAUGGCUGGGAAUCCCCUCCAUAGACAAGGCCUGGGGACUGUGGGCCCUCCUGGGGGCUGUGACGCUGCUGCUUCUCCUCUCACUGGCUGCACACUUCUCCCAGUGGAUCAGUGGCUGGGGCAGGGGCCAUCUGGGGCAGGGACGCUCUGGAGGGUCUGUGGAAGAGGUCCCCCUGUAUGGGAACCUGCAUUAUCUCCAGACAGGACGGCUGAAUCAAGAACCAGGGCCGGACCAGCAGGAUCCAACCCCUGGAGGCCCUGCCAGGGCUGCAGAGGAGGUGACGUGCUAUACCAGCCUGCAGCUUCGGCCUCCUCAGGGCCGGAUCCCCACCUCUGGGACUCCCAUCAAGUACUCAGAGGUGGUGCUGGACUCUGAGCCAAAGCCCCAGGCCUCGGGCCCCGAGCCAGAGCUCUACGCCUCAGUGUGUGCCCAGACACGCAGGGCCCGGGCUUCCUUCCCCGACCAGGCCUAUGCCAACAGCCAGCCUGCGGCCAGCUGAGACGGAGCCUGGCACAGCAGAGCACGCUGCCCAGCCCUCCCUGGAGCAGGGGCAUGACUGUUCCCCGACCAGCCCCCAAGGACAGGGCGCCAUUGCCUAGUCACAGGAUGCGACCUACCCUGAAUUUCCUAUCUGAGCUGUGAGGAGACAUCUUGGGCGAACUGUUUCUUGAGGAUGGAGGAGGCAACAGCAGUGGCCCCGUCCCCACCUCAUUUUUCUAUUUGUUCCUCUCAGCCCCCAAACUCCCCGGUUCUCACUUCCACCUCCUUCUGGAGUUUAACCAGAUCCUCCCCCACCCCAUAGUCUCCCCUGACACCCAGUGUCUCCUCAGGCACAGGAAGUGGGCAGUGGGGGAGGGGGUAAGAGCCUGAGAGGACGUGGGUGGGUAUAUCCCUUGGAAGCUCACAGGCUGGAGGGGUCUUGGAACCCAGAGACCUAAGGGACUCGAGCCUGGUUUCUGACCUGGGAACGCUGACAGGUCGUCAUCCUGCUGUCUCUGUCGUGUCCCCGAGUUUUCAAAUAAAACUUCUCAAAAAGUG